CUAAAAGUUUUAAUUUCCUUAAGAAUUCGGAAAGUUGAGAUUGUUUUCCCCGAUCAAAGUGGCCGGAGACCUUGGUGGGGGGAGGAGGGAGAGACCAGCAACAGGUCGGGAGAUGAAAUCGAUACGGAGGCUGGCUGGAUCAUGCGCCCUGCGAGCCCCCGACACCAUGCGCCUCGUACUGCUCGCGCUAACGUUUAUCAGGCCAGGGGUGUGCGACCUGCUGCGCGACAGCGUGCACGUGACGUCGGCGGCGGCGCGGCCCAACAACGAGCUGUGGUGCUACAAAUGUCUGGCAGAGUACCCAGAGGACAUGUGCGCGGACAUCCGCCACAACAACUCCGCGCUCAUACACAAGUGCAACAACGAGAGGAGGUUUUGCAUGGUCAAACGGUUCUCCUACACAACAUCCAAUGAGAAUUCGACGACUGCGCUGAAGAUGUGGGCACUGGAGCGGAACUGUACCAAGAACUGCGACCCGGGCUGCAUCGUCAUCGGCGAGCGGACCAAGCUCUACGCGUGCACCUCAUGCUGCACCACAUCCCUGUGUAACUACGACUCCGGCUCUCAGAAACUACUCUACAGCGUCGCCGUGAACAUUAUUAUCCUAAUCAUAUCAGUAACUUUAUGAUCCAGCGGGUUCUAAGCUCGGUCUUUCAAACUAGCACAAUUACUUAAUAUAAGAACACCGAGCCUAGACUGUAAACUAAGUUAAUGCAGUUCGACCAAGUUUCUUUACUUGCUGCGUAAUAAAGACUACCUACUCUCUUUGCCGAUAGCUUCUAGUAGGUACCUUUAAAUGGAAAAAGGAUACGAGUAUCCCAUAUC
This is a messenger RNA of Aricia agestis (brown argus), 825 nucleotides long. RefSeq lists its product as uncharacterized. The record is from RefSeq and is a predicted model, not a curated record. The coding region runs from base 113 to 628 and encodes 171 amino acids. NCBI's taxonomy places the organism in Eukaryota, Metazoa, Arthropoda, Insecta, Lepidoptera, Lycaenidae. The transcript has 3 exons.